Molecule: messenger RNA, 1320 nt
Organism: Pestalotiopsis fici W106-1
Lineage: Eukaryota; Fungi; Ascomycota; Sordariomycetes; Amphisphaeriales; Sporocadaceae
Exons: 3
Coding region: 1-1320 (439 amino acids)
Biological process (GO): zinc ion transmembrane transport
Cellular component (GO): plasma membrane
Molecular function (GO): zinc ion transmembrane transporter activity
Source: RefSeq, a predicted model, not a curated record
AUGCCACACCAUGGCAGGCUGUCGGACAUAUCCAACUCGGCGAGGGACUGGACUUUGUGGUUCGCUUCAGUAUUGGCGGCGGCUGUCGUAAUCAACAUUGCCGCCAGCUCGUACAUGGCACAGGGAACGCUACCGUCCGUUACGAAAUCUCGAACGGCGCCAAUUGUCCAUUAUAUGCCAAAGCAGAGAGCUUUGGCGUCAGCAGGACUGACCGAAAUCGCAGCGGAGUCUACUUCUGUCCAUCUGCAUGGGUUGUCGCGACGGGACCAGUGUGCCUCGCCGGGAGCGGAAGAAACGGUUUCCGAUCUUCCUUUGCGCAUAGGAGCGGUCUUCAUCAUCCUCGCCGUAUCGUUCGGGGCCUGCGUGUUCCCCAUACUUGCUGCCCGAUUUUCUAGAUUGAAGAUGCCCGCGGACUUCUUCUUUGCUGUUCGGCAUUUUGGUACUGGUGUUCUCUUGGCAACGGCUUUUGUGCACCUGUUGCCGACAGCGUUUAUACUGCUUGGCGAUCCGUGUCUCCCGGCGUUCUGGAAUGAAGACUAUCCGGCAGUUCCUGGGGCCAUCGCCCUCACAGGCAUAUUUAUCGUUAAAUCUGUGGAGAUGCUCUUACAUCCUGCUCAGAGACUCUCAGGAGCGGCGGCGCACGCAGAGCCCGGAGGUUUGCAAGCAAGAUCGACGCGCGGAAACCGUUCCCUCAGCAUGAACCAGUCCCUGUCGCAGAUCGGCCGCGGUCAACCUCCGCUGGAAGAAUUAGACGCUCCGAACCAGGGCUCCGAGAUCUUGAUGAUGCAAACAAUAAGUCACGAUAAGCUCAACCCAGAGCAGCAACUCAAGAAGGAAACAUUGCAUGUACUUCUCCUGGAGAUGGGCAUAUUGUUCCACAGUGUCUUCAUUGGAAUGGCGCUCAGCGUGUCCUUUGACGCAAAGGAGUUUGUAAUCCUCUUGGUUGCAAUUGUGUUUCAUCAGACUUUCGAAGGCCUUGCUCUGGGGGCCCGAAUAUCUGCCAUCGAUUGGCGGGAGAGAAAGCUACAGCCUUUUCUUAUGGCUGCAGCUUAUGGUUGCACGACGCCCCUUGGCCAAGUAAUCGGGCUGGCAGCGCGGUCUGCGUAUAGCCCAGAUUCUCAAGUCGGUCUGAUCUUGGUUGGAGUCAUGAAUGCUUUAUCCUCGGGACUUCUUGUUUUUGCUUCUCUCGUAGAGCUCUUGUUCGAAGACCUUUUGACUGAUGAAAGCUGGAGAGUUUUAAGGGGGAAGCGUAGGGUGUUUGCUUGUCUCCUCGUCCUCGCUGGUGCAUUUGGCAUGAGCCUAGUCGGCGCAUGGGCUUAA